CCAUUGACUGUAUAUUCUUGUAAGUUUUUAAGUUUUGUGUCGUACUUUCAGUGAAUAUAUAGCAAAAAUUUUCUAUAAUAAACUAUAGAGAAAUUUGAAUUCAUCAUACUCUACCUGGUUCAUUAUGAGUGAGAGACCUGAAGAUCAUCGUCGAAAAUGGGACAAAGACGAAUUCGAAAGAAUAGCUGCAGAAAGAUUGAAAGCAGAAUUGGAAGAAGAAGAACGUUCUAAGAAGAAAGCUCCACCUGUCAAACGAGAACUUCUUAAACAACGAGAUUAUAAAGUUGAUUUAGAUUCAAAAUUGGGCAAAAGUGUUGUGAUUACAAAAAAUACACCAACAUCCCAAUCUGGGGGUUAUUAUUGCAAUGUCUGUGAUUGUGUUGUCAAAGACUCUAUUAACUUUCUGGACCACAUUAAUGGAAAGAAGCACCAAAGAAAUCUUGGUAUGUCAAUGAAAAUUGAAAGGAGCAGCAUAGAUCAGGUUAAAGCCCGUUUUGCUCUAAAUAAAAGAAAACUUGAAGAAAAAAAGAAAGAAUACGAACUAGAUACUAGACUAAGAGAAGCAGCUGAAGAAGAGGCAAGAGUUAAAGAGCUUCGUCGUGAAAGAAGACGUGACAAGAAACGAAAAUUACAAGAUUCUGAAGAACCUGAAGAGGAUACGCCAGCUCAAUCAGAGCUUGCCCAGAUUAUGGGUUUUUCAGGAUUUGGAGCUUCCAAAAAAUAGUUAUUAUGGCCUUUAGGCUCAACCCAAAUCUGAUGAAAGAUCACUCGAGCAUAUCAUGGAAGUCUUUUUUAGUAUAUGAUGAAUGAUCUGUUAACUGUGUAAGGUUGAACAUCAUUGUUUUUUUUAGUUCUUAUGUUCCAUGAUAGAUGAUUUGCGAUGGAUCUUCCAUUAUUAUGCAUCAACCCUUAAACAUAAACUUGUUACAGAUGUAAUUAAUAAAAAAUAAAAAAUAA
Diatraea saccharalis (sugarcane borer) is the source of this 957-nucleotide messenger RNA. The record is from the annotation of a GenBank genome assembly. NCBI's taxonomy places the organism in Eukaryota, Metazoa, Arthropoda, Insecta, Lepidoptera, Crambidae.